CUCUGAAGGAUGCAGCUGUGGAAGCCAUAACCCACGCGGCCAACCACCAGCAACCCGGUCCACGGCACGUCGUGAUCGAAAGCAUGUGCAGAUAUACUGUAGCACAGACACAAGGUGGGGUUGUUCCGUGGUGGUGGAGGUGGUACCUGCCAAGAUGGUUCGGCUCGACCUGGCCUGCGCAAGCUCGCUCCACAGAAAAGAUGUGUGGAUGAAGCUGGCGCAGAGCGCUCUUUGACGGCGACGACACCUGCACCGCCGCCGCCAAUAUGUUCGAGAAUGUGUGCGCCAUUCCGCUCGACUAUGAUCUGUUCGCACAGGCGAUUCACCCAGAAGAGCCCGUUGUCGCAGUAGGUCUCGCGUCAGGGCACGUGCAGACCUACAGGCUGCCAGGCAGCGCCGGCGACGACAGCGACCAUGAGGCGACUCUAGCUUCGGAGAGCGGAUUUGGGCACAUCGACACAGUAUGGAAGACGCGGCGACACAAGGGAAGCUGCAGGACGCUUGGCUUCAGCGUCGACGGCUCGCAGUUGUAUUCGGCUGGCACCGACGGCAUCGUGAAGGUCGCGGACUCGACUACUGGGCAGGUCACAGCCAAGAUUGCUGUCCCCCUUGACCCCGCCAACGGCGGCAUCGACGCGCCCACUCUCGUCCACGCCCUCUCCCCCCAGUCCCUCAUCCUCGCAACCGACUCGUCCGCCCUGCACAUCUACGAUAUGCGCGACCUCGGCACAAAGAAAUCGCCCAAGCCGCAAGCCACACACCGUCCCCACGACGACUACAUCUCCUCUCUCACGCCCCUCCCUCCCUCAGAAGCAAGCACAAGCGGGUUCAGCAAGCAAUGGGUCACAACCGGCGGCAGCACAUUAGCCGUAACUGAUCUGCGAAGAGGCGUCAUGGUGCGCUCCGAAGACCAGGAAGAAGAGCUGCUCAGUUCCAUCAUCGUGUCUGGACUGUCAAAGAAGGGCUCGAAUGUGGGCGAGAAGGUGCUGGUUGGUGGAGGAAAUGGCGUGCUCACGCUCUGGGAGCGCGGUGUCUGGGACGACCAAGACGAGCGCAUCACCGUCGACCGCUCCAAGGGAGGCGGCGAGAGCUUAGAUGCGCUUGCCCUGCUACCUGCGGGUGUAGGACCAGGCGGUAAGAUCGUAGCUGUUGGCCUGGGCAACGGUGACUUGUGCUUUGUCAAGAUUGGGCAGAACAAGGUCAUUGCAACGCUGAAGCACGAUGAACUGGCGCAAGAGGGAGUGAUCGGGUUAGGCUUUGAUGUUACAGGCAGGAUGAUCAGUGGUGGCGGAAAGACAGUCAAGGUCUGGGGCGAGAAGGGUGCACUAGGUGCCACUGAUGACGAUGAGGAGGAAGCAGAGGAGGGCGAGAGAGAGACGAAGCGGGAUCACGAGAGUGAUGAGGAUAAGGACAGUGAUGAGGACAUGGACGAUAGCAGCGACGAAGAGCAGCAGAGCAAGCGCAAGAAGAGGAAGAGGAACAAGGGCAAGCAGCAGAAGGGACAUGGUAUCCUCCAGUUUUCUGGAUUGGAUUAGACGAGCCUCAGUAUACCACAUUGUCUGUCAGUCAUACUAGGACAUGAGAAGCUCAUGUUGAGAGCUCUUACUUGCAAUUAACGGC
Macroventuria anomochaeta is the source of this 1620-nucleotide messenger RNA. RefSeq names its product WD domain-containing protein. Gene Ontology annotation, molecular function: protein binding. The transcript has 2 exons. The coding region runs from base 267 to 1535 and encodes 422 amino acids. The record is from RefSeq and is a predicted model, not a curated record. Lineage: Eukaryota; Fungi; Ascomycota; Dothideomycetes; Pleosporales; Didymellaceae.